Messenger RNA from Rotaria sordida, 1086 nucleotides. NCBI's taxonomy places the organism in Eukaryota, Metazoa, Rotifera, Eurotatoria, Philodinida, Philodinidae. The record is from the annotation of a GenBank genome assembly.
AUGUUUAAAGAAUUAAAUGAAAGAAAUAUUUUACCAUUACAUCAAGCUGGUUUUCGAUCACAUAGAAACACUAUGUACAAUAUUAUUCGACUUGAACGAUAUGCUCGAGAACAAUUGCAAAAACGACAACACUCAGCAGUAAUUUUUUUUGAUAUAAAAGCAGCUUUCGAUACCGUAUGGUUUGAUGGAAUAAUUUAUAAGUUAUUUGAUCUACGAUUACCAGAUUAUUUAAUAUGUUAUAUUAUAUCCUUUCUUGAUAAUCGAACUGCUUCAAUAGAAAUAGAAAAUAUUUUAUCAAAAUUAAUUUUAUUAAAGAGUGGAACACCUCAAGGCUCACCAUUAUCACCACUACUAUACAUAAUAUAUACGAGUGAUUCGAUGAACAGCAUUCACCAACAUACCGAAUAUGGAUUAUUUGCUGAUGACGCAGCACUGUGGACAACAUCAAAUACCAUUACAAACCUAAAUUAUCGUCUUCAAUCGUCAAUAAAUGAAUUUCAAAAAUGGUGUAGUUCGUGGAAGUUGACAAUCCAACCCACAAAAACUGAGCUACUGUAUUUUAGCCCUCAUCCACGGAAAAAGUAUAGGAAAAAAUUAGAAAUUGAAGUUGAAGAUAUAAUUAUCAAACCAACUUCUUCAGCAAGAUAUCUGGGCGUUAUAUUUGAUCAUAAACUGGAUUGGAGAACUCAAGUGAAACACGUCGAAACUAAAGUAGCAUCAAGAAUUAGUCUCCUUAGAUUUUUGUCUAAAUUAAAUCCAAAUGCUAAUCUGAAUACUAUGCUUACUUUAUAUAAAUCAUUAGUUCGAUCGGUUAUUUCUUAUGGAUCUACUAUCUUGUUAACAGCUAAAGAAAAUAUAUGGAAACGAUUACAAACAAUACAAAACAAAGCGUUAAAAGCAACACUGGGUUUUCCUAUAUAUACAUCAACCAAAUACGUCCAUAGUGUAAGCAAUAUACAAGAAAUAAAGGCAUAUUCAACAACACUAUUCGAACAAUCAAUUACACGAGCUCGAAUCUAUGACGAUAAAAUAACUGAAAAUAAUCUAUUAAAGAUUCAACUACAUAUUGAACGAAGUGAUAUAUAA